CUUCUCCGACACGAGACGACACGCACUGAGCUCAGAGUGACCGAGGCAACUCUCCACUGAUGGACUAGAGGACACGGAAAAAAUAACAAAACAGCUGAAUUUCCACAGUUUGAAAAGUUUUUCUAGAGUCACUUAACCUACUUUUUUUUUCUUUUAAAAUAAAAAGGCAGGACCCUUGGCGCAGCAGCAACGCCCCGCGGCGGAUAUUAAGCACUCAUUAUGUCUGAUGGGGAAUACGAUUACCUCAUCAAAUUCCUAGCCCUGGGUGACUCUGGUGUGGGAAAAACAAGCUUUCUAUACCAGUACACAGAUGGCAAGUUCAACUCCAAGUUCAUCACUACAGUUGGAAUAGACUUCAGAGAAAGAAGAGUGAUAUACAAAUCAACAGGUCCAAGUGGAAGUUCAGGCAAAGGACAAAAGAUCCACAUGCAGCUGUGGGACACUGCCGGACAGGAGAGGUUCCGAAGUUUGACAACUGCUUUUUUUCGAGAUGCAAUGGGAUUCCUACUCCUGUUUGAUCUGACAAAUGAGCAAAGUUUCAUCAAUGUCAGAAACUGGAUGAGUCAGUUACAGAUUCACGCCUACUGUGAAAGUCCGGAUGUGGUCCUGUGUGGAAACAAAUGUGACCUGGCAGAUCAGCGAGCAGUCAGUGAAGAUCAGGCCCGUGAUCUGGCAGAGAAAUACGGGAUCCCAUACUUUGAGACCAGUGCUGCAAACGGGCAGAAUGUCGGUGAAGCCGUGGACGUUCUGCUGGAUCUCAUCAUGAAGAGGAUGGAGCGAUGUGUUGACAAGUCCUGGAUCCCAGAUGGGACUGUCCGGGCGAAUGGACCCACCAACCCAGACAUGUCAGAGCGCUCCGAUGGAGGCAAAUGUGGAUGUUAGAAAGAAUUUCGUCACACAUCUGUGUUCACAUGUUUUUUGUGAAAAAAGAGUGAGACAGCCAAACAAAGUGGAAUUCUGUGUAGUACAUCGUGUGGUUGCGAAAACUUCAUCACCUUCAGUGUUAUCUGUGUGCUCCACAAACCAGUGUAAUGCAGAUUUACUUUCACUGACAUGCUGGUUGAUCAGUCAGUACGGACUUAAAUGCAUUUUUAAUUUGGGUAUUUAAUUUGUAUUUACUUUUAUUUAGUCAUUAGUUCAUACAAUAAUACAUUGAAAUUAGUUGAAAGGUGAAUUUAUUUUUUCUGGCUUACAUUUUCUUCCACUUUUGGUGCAUAUUUUCAAGCGUUACUUUUUUCCUCCACAGAAUGAUGAGGACCCUUGUUACAUGUGCUAUAGACAUAUGGCCUUUGAGAGAAAAAUUGAUGAUGGAUGUACUUUUAGGAACCUUUAUGUCACUCUUUCUGUGCCACUAAUCUUUACUGAAUGUCUUAUUUUUAAUUGUUAAAUACUGCAGUCUUACUGGAGCCAAAGCAGAAGAAAAUACAGCUCAUGCGACUGUGGUAUUGACUAGAACAGCUAACGCAUACUUCCUUCUAGUAAUGUUUUCACUAGCUACCCUCAAAAAUGUGGGUUUAGGAUUACAGUUUAAUCUAUAUUAUGAAGUUUAAAACAAUUAAAUAAAAAACAAGGCAGUAACUCAGGAAGCCAGUUAAUUCAGGUAUUGCACCUAUAAGAUGGAUACACAAAUGUUUAAUCAAAGCCCUUUUUUAAAAAAGCUUAACACAUCACUCAGAUUUAUGUUUUAAACUAAAAUAUUGGUGUAUGGAUUUCCUGUGUUAAGUCUGUAUCUAAAGUUAAAACAUGGCAAGAUGGAUCCCAC
Messenger RNA from Cololabis saira (Pacific saury), 1762 nucleotides. It is a transcript of the gene rab27a, whose product is annotated as RAB27A, member RAS oncogene family. The record is from RefSeq and is a predicted model, not a curated record. The transcript is spliced from 6 exons. Lineage: Eukaryota; Metazoa; Chordata; Actinopteri; Beloniformes; Belonidae. Gene Ontology annotation, biological process: positive regulation of exocytosis; melanosome transport. Gene Ontology annotation, molecular function: GTP binding; GTPase activity. Bases 220 to 882 code for a protein of 220 amino acids. Gene Ontology annotation, cellular component: melanosome; secretory granule.